Arabidopsis arenosa is the source of this 1689-nucleotide messenger RNA. NCBI's taxonomy places the organism in Eukaryota, Viridiplantae, Streptophyta, Magnoliopsida, Brassicales, Brassicaceae. The record is from the annotation of a GenBank genome assembly.
GAGCCGCCAUUAACGAGAGAGAGAGAGACUUGGCGAGUUAUAAUGUCUCCCGAGAAGAAGACUCGAAACUUUCCUCCGAUAACGGAAUGCAGAGACGGAGAGUACGAUUCGAUAGCCGCCGAUCUUGACGGGACUCUGCUUCUCUCAAGAAGUUCGUUCCCUUACUUCAUGCUCGUCGCCGUUGAAGCUGGAAGCCUUUUCCGUGGACUAAUCCUUCUUCUCUCGUUACCAUUCGUCAUUGUUUCUUACCUAUUCGUAUCCGAAUCUCUUGGAAUCCAGAUACUCAUCUUCAUCUCCUUGGCUGGUCUCAAAAUCCGCGAUAUCGAACUCGUCUCUCGCGCAGUUCUUCCACGGUUUUAUGCGGCGGAUGUGAGGAAAGACAGUUUUGAGGUGUUUGAUAAGUGUAAGAGGAAAGUGGUAGUGACGGCUAAUCCGAUAGUGAUGGUGGAGGCGUUUGUGAAGGAUUAUCUUGGAGGUGAUAAAGUUUUGGGAACAGAGAUUGAAGUCAACCCCAAAUCCAAUAGAGCCACUGGAUUUGUGAAGAAGCCUGGUGUUAUUGUUGGUGAUCUUAAGAGGUUAGCCAUUUUGAAAGAGUUUGGUGACAAAUCACCCGAUCUCGGCCUCGGUGAUCGAACCUCUGAUCACGAUUUCAUGUCUCUCUGCAAGAAAGGCUACAUGGUUCAUGCGAGCAAGUCAGCCACAACAAUUCCAAAAGAACGAUUAAAGAACCGUAUAGUCUUCCACGACGGGCGUUUAGCGCAACGUCCAACGCCCUUAAACGCCAUUAUCACAUACCUCUGGCUUCCUUUUGGUUUUGUCCUCUCCAUCAUUCGCGUCUACUUCAACCUCCCUUUACCUGAACGCUUUGUCCGUUACACUUACGAGAUGCUCGGGAUCCACUUAACCAUUCGUGGCCAUCGUCCUCCACCUCCUUCCCCCGGAACUCUUGGCAACCUCUAUGUCCUUAACCACCGUACCGCGCUUGAUCCCAUCAUCGUUGCCAUUGCUCUUGGACGCAAGAUCUGUUGUGUUACUUACAGUGUCUCUCGUCUCUCCCUUAUGCUUUCUCCUAUUCCUGCUGUUGCCCUCACCCGUGACCGUGUCACCGAUGCUGCCAACAUGAGAAAACUUCUCGAGAAAGGCGACUUGGUGAUAUGUCCGGAAGGCACAACGUGCAGAGAAGAGUAUCUACUGAGAUUUAGCGCUCUAUUCGCAGAGCUAAGUGACCGGAUCGUGCCAGUAGCGAUGAACUGUAAACAAGGAAUGUUCAACGGGACCACAGUGAGGGGUGUGAAGUUCUGGGACCCUUACUUCUUUUUCAUGAACCCAAGACCAAGCUAUGAAGCCACUUUCUUGGAUCGUUUGCCUGAAGAAAUGACUGUCAACGGUGGCGGCAAGACUCCUAUAGAGGUGGCCAAUUACGUCCAGAAAGUUAUCGGCGCGGUCUUGGGCUUCGAGUGCACCGAACUUACUCGCAAGGAUAAAUAUCUUUUGCUUGGAGGUAAUGACGGCAAGGUGGAGUCUAUCAACAACACCAAGAAGUGAAAAUCCAAACAAGGAUUUUUGUUACUUGCCAUUGACUAAUUGGAAGUAAGGUUAGGUCAUAUAAGAAUUUUCAUGUGUGUAAUUGCUGGAGCUGUUGUCAUCGUUAUGGUAUAUUGGUGGAAAAAGUAAACGUUUUAAUUGAUA